This is a messenger RNA of Pisolithus orientalis, 1927 nucleotides long. RefSeq names its product thioredoxin-like protein. Gene Ontology annotation, cellular component: endoplasmic reticulum. The transcript has 6 exons. Gene Ontology annotation, molecular function: protein disulfide isomerase activity. NCBI's taxonomy places the organism in Eukaryota, Fungi, Basidiomycota, Agaricomycetes, Boletales, Pisolithaceae. Gene Ontology annotation, biological process: protein folding; response to endoplasmic reticulum stress. The coding region runs from base 248 to 1765 and encodes 505 amino acids. The record is from RefSeq and is a predicted model, not a curated record.
UUCGACCUCUCCAAUCUGGAGUGACAUCGUAAUGUUUGAACGCUUGGUCGAUGGGAGAAUCAUCUACACGAACGAUCCUGCUUUGAGUAUACUUGUAUACUUGGCAUAGAGUGGCAAUGUUACUGUAUGUACAUAAUAGUACAAGUGGACACGUAGACACUUCUUUUUGCCGGGUCCAUAAAAGACCGUCAUCCCCGCAAUUUAAACCCACCCACCACCGUUGCUCUGCUGUCUGCUGUCUGCUGCCAUGCGGUUCUCCUCGCUCCUUUCGACAGCCUCUGCUGUUGCUCUUGCUUCCAUCGCAGCGGCCGAUGCCGACGCUGAGAAGCCGUCCGAUGUCAUCAACAUCACCCAAGAGACCUUCGAGGCCGUCGUCAAUAGCGAACCAUUGAUUCUUGUCGAGUACUUUGCCCCAUGGUGUGGACACUGCAAGGCUCUUGCGCCUCAUUACGAGGAGGCGGCAACUAUUUUGAAGGAAAAGGACAUCAAGCUGUCUAAAGUAGACUGUGUCGACCAGGCAGAGCUUUGCCAGGCCCAUGGGAUUCAGGGCUACCCUACUCUCAAAGUUUUCCGCCGUGGUGAGGCCACCGACUACACUGGCCCCCGUAAGGCUGAUGGUAUCGUCAGCUAUCUGAUCAAACAAUCUCUUCCCGCUGUCUCACAAGUGACUGCGGCUAACCUCACUGAAUUCCAACACGCUGACAAGAUCGUCGCUGUCGCAUAUGUUACCUCGACUUCUGACGCCCCUGCCACAGAAUUCGGCGCUGCCGCUGAGAAGCACCGUGAGGACUACUUGUUUGGUAUCACCACCGACCCAGAGGCAAUCGCAGCUGCGGGCGUCUCAGCUCCCGCGAUCGUUGUCUAUCGUAGCUUCGAUGAACCUGUGUCCGAAUACCCCUACCCUAUCUCCUCCGUAACUGCUAAUGAUCUUGGUACCUGGUUGGAAGAAUUGGCCAUCCCAACAAUUGGUGAAGUCAAUGGUGAUACGUACUCCGUCUACGUCGCUAGUGGACGGCCCUUAGCAUACUUGUUUGUCGACCCCAACGACGAGAAGAGCCAAGAAUACAUCGAGGCACUUAAACCUGUCGCUUCCAAGUAUCGCAGCAAGCUCAAUUUCGUUUGGAUCGACGCUACCAAGUUUGGGGAUCAUGCGAAGGCUCUGAAUCUCGCCGAGCCUAAGUGGCCAAGCUUCGUCAUCCAGGAUCUGCGGUUGCAGUUGAAGUAUCCUUAUGAUCAAAGCAAGGAAGUCGAACCUGCUGCUGUCUCAACCAUGGUCACCGACUACCUCGAUGGUAAACUGCAGCCGAAGUUGAAGAGCCAGCCCAUUCCAGAAAGUCAGGAUGAGAGUGUGUUCGUUUUAGUCGGUGAGCAGUUCGAUGAGGUUGCCUUCGACGAGUCGAAGGACGUGUUUAUUGAGUUUUAUGCGACAUGGUGCGGCCACUGCAAACGUCUGAAGCCCAUAUGGGACUCUCUCGGUGAUCAUUUUGCCGAAGUGAAGGAUCGUGUCGUCAUCGCAAAAAUGGAAGCUCAGGAAAAUGAUCUACCGCCUUCGGUUCCCUUCCGCAUCGGCGGUUUCCCCACCCUGAAAUUUAAGCCUGCCAGAUCACGCGACUUCAUUGAUUACGACGGAGACCGGUCGUUGGAAAGUCUCAUCGCCUUCGUGGAGGAGCGUGCGAAGAACGAUCUCACACCAAAGGUCAAGGUUCCAGAGGACGAAGCGCAGGCUACCUUUGCAAAGCCAAGCGAGGCCCAUGAUGAGCUUUGAUGGGUAGAAUGUGGUAUUCAUUAUCGUUAUCGUAUCUUGAUCGAGUAUUUUUGGUUAUUGGCAAAUGCUCAAUGUUUGCUAGUUCUUGGGAACGAACAUAAACUCGGUAUGCGAACAAUAUAGGUUACAAGAUCUACAGCUUGACUUGUUCGAGACCAUCCU